AUGCUGUGCCAAUGCCCCAAGCUCACUCCCCUCCAAACACGACUCCUGGCAUCUGUGACGACUCUGGCACUCUUGGCUCUGGUAUACUGGUCGUUGUCGAAUCCACAUUUCGCAUAUGCAGCUGAACUUCCUGUGGACGGAAGUGGGCAACUGAGAGCAGGAGAAGAUCACAAUUGGCACCGGAUACGUGAUGAUGGGACCUUGGAGUAUGAGGAUGGACCGGAAGAGCUGGAAAUACGACAUGCAGACGAUGUUGUGGUGGUGAGGCAGGCAGAGGAGGGCACAGCACAGAUCGCAGGCAAUAACAUGGGUACAGCAGGAGAGAUCGCGCCCGGGAACACUACCAUCUGGGAGUACCCAAACAGCCUCCUGAUUGCCAAUCACGCCGACAAGGGCAUAGGACUUCCAGGCGCGCUUUCAGGAAAGCAGGUGGUCGUUCCAGAGCACAUUGAGCUGAAGAGACGGGACGAAGAUGGCGAGCAGCAUCUGGAGACUAGACAGGACGGCACAGCCAUAUACAUCUCGGCCAACACAUGUAGUCAGCCUAUAUGGAACGGUAGCGGGACACAAGACAUUCCUGCGCCUCAGCUGACACUCUACGUCUCCGAUGAACCAGGGAACAAGAACCUUGGACCUGGUGGAAGACGCCAGACUGAAUACCCUUUUGAUGGAGGCUUCGUAAACGCGACAGUAGACACUGCAUCAGGGACAUGGCAUAUGGCGGUCUCGGCGCCCGAACUUACCAGCAACUUCACUGGUUCUUGGUCAUACAGCUUGGCAGUGUCGAUAGACGACUACUUCUACGCCGCGAACACGACCGACCCAUUUCUUUAUCUUGUCGACACAGACUCUAAUGCAGCUUUGAUGGUUACCGACAACUUGACAGAUGCCAAUUCGUCGACUGAAGUGUUCCAACAAUGGAUGGAUCUUAGCGCGCCCUACACUUUGUUCGCACUCAAUCAAAACUUCACCGGUAUGAUGGGUCUUGAGAACUCCUUCUGCGGUCUUGAAACCUUUGUAACGAACAACAGCCAGAUCAUGUCGAAUCAUGAUGAUAUGGAGGGCAUCUCAGACCAUGUUCAGAUGGGCAUGAUCACUCGCGGGCUCGGCAACAAACCCAAGCAGCAAUUCUACGCUACCGGUCUCAACAGCUCAAGUCAAUACCGCGCUUUCCUAGCCAUCAACGGAAACUCCACAGCCUCCGGAGACGGCGUUGUGGGCGGUGGCGGCAAAGUCUGGGGUCCAGGCAUCGACUUCACCACCAAAACCGAUAGGAACUGCCAGCUCCUCUUUAACCUCACAUUCUGCAACGAAGUCGCCUACGCCGCGCCCUCCAACCCCGAGAAUGACAAGUACAACACCAACUACACCGCCUUCCAAGAAUUCUACGACAACUACACCACAUUCUGGUACGCACCCUUCAACUACACCCUCGCGCAAAUUCCCUGCCACACAACCUCCGAUGCGCAAUACUCUCUCGCCAAGAACUGCAACCACUGCGCCGCUGCCUACAAAGAAUGGCUCUGCGCCGUCUCCAUCCCCCGCUGCGAAGACUUCUCCAACAACGCCUCCUACCUCCAACCCCGUAACGUCGCUCAGCCCUUCUACAACGCCUCCUCCCUCCCAGACACGUUCCUGCAAUCAGCUUACACUCCCAUGCCGGAUGCCCCGACGAUCGAAGGCUCGAACGCAUUCGACCAGACUUUCGAAUUCAGCUUUGCAACGAACCGGAGCAGGAAUGCGGAUAUCGAUGAAUACAUCCAGCCGGGCCCGUAUAAGGAAGUCCUACCUUGCGAGGACUUAUGUUACAGUUUGAUGCAGAGUUGUCCGGCGAGUAUGAACUUUGCGUGUCCGUAUCCUGGACGCGGGUUGGAGGCGAGUUAUGGGCAGAGGACACCCGGUGGGGAGGUGACGUGUAGUUAUCUGGGCGCGGUGUAUUAUUUGAACGGUGCGGAAAGCAGUGCGCCUGGGACGUGGAGGGCGAUGGGGAUGGCGGUCAUGGCUGGGUUUGCAUUGACCCUAAUGUGA
Molecule: messenger RNA, 2028 nt
Organism: Fulvia fulva
Lineage: Eukaryota; Fungi; Ascomycota; Dothideomycetes; Mycosphaerellales; Mycosphaerellaceae
Product: Calcium influx-promoting protein ehs1
Exons: 1
Coding region: 1-2028 (675 amino acids)
Biological process (GO): calcium ion import across plasma membrane
Molecular function (GO): calcium channel activity
Source: RefSeq, a predicted model, not a curated record